UGUCUCAGAUUUUUCAGAAAAUGCCUGGUUUCAAUGCUUUAAUGAAGGUGCAAUUGCUAUCAUGGGACGCGAGGCUAAGGAGCUGCUUAAACUACGUGAUGAAAACGUGGAACUUUACGAAGAAUGCUUUGACCAAGCGUGCUUAAAUUCUUUCGUGUUUCGAUGCCGUGCUAAGACCGAAAUUUAUAAUGAACAAACUAGAAUUAGGUAUACUGUAACAGGUAUAGCACCAGUUGAUUAUGCCGCACGGGCUCGAGAGCUAUAUCAGGAAAUAGAGAUGAUGAGCAAUUAG
Racocetra persica is the source of this 292-nucleotide messenger RNA. The record is from the annotation of a GenBank genome assembly. Lineage: Eukaryota; Fungi; Glomeromycota; Glomeromycetes; Diversisporales; Gigasporaceae.